Molecule: messenger RNA, 924 nt
Organism: Stegastes partitus (bicolor damselfish)
Lineage: Eukaryota; Metazoa; Chordata; Actinopteri; Pomacentridae
Source: RefSeq, a predicted model, not a curated record
AUGGCGACUCCCAAUAUCUAUGGGCUCAUCUUUGUCUGCACCUGUGGAGUGAUCAUGGGCAUCGGGCUCUGUGCCAACCUGCUCGUCUUCUCUUUGUUUGCCAAGUACAACACAUUACGUAAGAACCGCCUGGACAUCCUCCUACUAAGCAUGACUCUGGCUGACUUUCUAACCCUGCUGCUCAUCCCCUUCACCAUGUACACUGCUGUGAGCUUAACCUGGCCUCUCACUAACGCCUUCUGCAAGGUCUACCAGUUCCUGCUGGCCUUCAGCCUGGCCGCCAGCACCUACUCACUGUGCGCCGUGUCCAUGACCCGCGCCAUGAUCAUCACCAACCCGUACCAGCCGCCCAACAUGGACCUGGUCAUCCUCAUGUUUGUCUUGGUCUGGGCCCUCAGCUUCUUCAUCAGCCUGCCUCUGCGAAUGUUUGCCACCAAGGAGUAUCUGGGCCCGAGCCUGGCGAACUGCUCCUUCUGCCUUCCAACCAUUCAUGAGCACCACUACCAAGUGAUCCUCAGCCAGUUUGUGCUUUACUACUUUGUUCCAAUGCUAGUCAUCGCCUUCAACUACGUCCGUCUGGCUCUUUUCCUCCACAAGAGCCCUGUAAUGUCAGUGUCCAGUGCCAGAAACACCCGCAGAGCCUCCGUCAUGGUGUUCUUGGCGGCCGCUACCUUCUCAGUGUGCUGGCUGCCCGGUUACGUGCUGGAGCUGUGUGUUUACCUGGGGCUGUAUCGUCACGGACAGGCCUGGGAGAUGUUCUACUUCACCUGCACUGUGCUCCAGUACCUGCACCCCUGCAUCAACCCGGUGCUCUAUGUGCUGCUGUCGAAGCGUUACCGCCACAGGAGGGCAGCCUGGCUCUUCAGCUGCAACAGGAACAGAGUGCAGCCGCAGGUCAAUAGUGUCACUACAGACAGCUUUUGA